AUGAAGAUGUCCUGGCGACCGCAGUACCGCAGUUCCAAGUUCCGGAACGUGUACGGGAAGGUGGCCAACCGGGAGCACUGCUUUGACGGGAUCCCCAUCACCAAGAAUGUACACGACAAUCACUUCUGUGCAGUCAAUGCCCGCUUCCUGGCCAUAGUCACUGAGAGUGCAGGAGGUGGCUCCUUCCUUGUCAUCCCCCUGGAGCAGACAGGCAGAAUCGAGCCAAACUACCCCAAGGUAUGCGGCCAUCAAGGCAAUGUCCUGGACAUCAAAUGGAAUCCCUUCAUUGACAACAUCAUCGCCUCAUGCUCCGAGGACACUUCGGUGCGGAUCUGGGAGAUUCCUGAGGGUGGGCUGAAGCGGAACAUGACUGAGGCUCUCCUGGAGCUCCACGGACACAGCCGUCGUGUGGGGCUGGUUGAGUGGCACCCCACGACCAACAACAUUCUGUUCAGUGCUGGAUAUGACUACAAGGUCCUCAUCUGGAACCUGGACAUAGGUGAGCCAGUGAAAAUGAUUGACUGCCACACAGACGUGAUCCUCUGCAUGUCCUUCAAUACGGAUGGCAGCCUGCUCACCACCACAUGCAAGGACAAGAAGCUUCGUGUAAUUGAACCCCGCUCCGGUCGUGUUCUGCAGGAGGCAAACUGCAAAAACCACAGAGUGAAUCGGGUAGUGUUCCUGGGCAACAUGAAGCGGCUCCUCACGACAGGGGUCUCCAGGUGGAACACGAGACAAAUCGCCCUCUGGGACCAGGAGGAUCUGUCCAUGCCAAUGAUCGAGGAAGAAAUUGAUGGACUCUCAGGACUCCUGUUCCCGUUCUAUGAUGCUGACACCCACAUGCUCUACCUGGCUGGAAAGGGGGAUGGAAACAUCAGGUACUAUGAGAUCAGCACGGAGAAGCCCUACCUGAGCUACCUCAUGGAGUUCCGCUCCCCAGCCCCACAGAAAGGCCUAGGCGUCAUGCCCAAGCAUGGGUUGGAUGUGUCUGCCUGUGAAGUGUUCCGCUUCUACAAGCUGGUGACACUCAAGGGCCUCAUUGAACCCAUCUCCAUGAUUGUGCCCCGGAGGUCAGAUUCCUACCAGGAAGACAUUUAUCCCAUGACACCAGGCACGGAGCCAGCUCUGACCCCGGAUGAAUGGCUGGGAGGCAUCAACCGAGAUCCUGUGCUGAUGUCUUUGAAGGAAGGCUAUAAGAAGUCUUCAAAAGUGGUGUUUAAAGCCCCCAUCCGAGAAAAGAAGAGUGUUGUUGUGAACGGCAUAGAUUUAUUAGAAAAUGUCCCACCCAGGACAGAGAAUGAGCUCCUCAGGAUGUUCUUCAGGCAGCAGGAUGAGAUCCGGAGGUUGAAGGAGGAGCUGGCACAGAAGGACAUACGGCUCCGUCAGCUCCAGCUGGAACUGAAAAACCUGCACAACAACCCCAAGAACUGUUAG
Messenger RNA from Cricetulus griseus (Chinese hamster), 1434 nucleotides. Lineage: Eukaryota; Metazoa; Chordata; Mammalia; Rodentia; Cricetidae. The record is from RefSeq and is a predicted model, not a curated record.